This is a messenger RNA of Oncorhynchus masou masou (cherry salmon), 3586 nucleotides long. RefSeq names its product neuronal tyrosine-phosphorylated phosphoinositide-3-kinase adapter 2-like. Bases 164 to 1012 code for a protein of 282 amino acids. The record is from RefSeq and is a predicted model, not a curated record. Gene Ontology annotation, biological process: phosphatidylinositol 3-kinase/protein kinase B signal transduction; neuron projection morphogenesis. NCBI's taxonomy places the organism in Eukaryota, Metazoa, Chordata, Actinopteri, Salmoniformes, Salmonidae. The transcript is spliced from 4 exons.
ACGGGAAAAGGAGAAGGAUAGAGAGCGGGAUCUCCAAUUCACCCACACUAUCACUGCGUCUGGUCGCUCCUCUGCCCCUCCCCUGCCCUCCACUCUCUACAAGGCAUCGGCGUCGGCUCAUGGGUAUCCCAGAAGCCAUUCCGCGUGUCCCUCACCUGUAAGCAUGGGUCGCUCGGUCACACCGCUCAGCCUCAAGCGCCCACCACCUUAUGACGCCCUGAAGAUAGGUGGCAGCAUGCCCCGAUCCACCUCCUCCGUUGCGCAUGCCGCCAAGAGCUCAGUUGGUCAGGAAGGGGGAGGCAAACUGAGUAACUCUUCUUCGGCCCACAGCUCCAUGCAGAAUGUGUCGCGUUCCCGCACCCCUACAAGCCCUCUGGAUGAACUCACCAACCUGUUUACUGGUGGCCGGAAUAUGCUAAAGAAGGGAUCGGGAGGGAGGAAGGUCAAGGAAUCCGCUGAAUGUGAGGCCAAGACCAGGAGCCACAGUACAGAACCUCUAUCUAGGCACGAGAGCAAAGCUCACCACGGAGGCAGCCAGGAGUCUCCCAAAUCCCAGGAGUGGGAUGGGCCCUCCGGACAUUCAUCCAACCCCACUGCCAUGCCCAGCCGCCUGGGACGCUCUUCUGUCAGCCCCACCAUGAUGCUGGGGAGUGGGGUCACAGAAUCCAAAGCGGUGUGUAAGCUGGGCCGGUCAGCCUCUACAUCGGGGGUUCCUUCCCCGUGCGGGACUCCCCAGCACCAGCCCUCCGAGCCCCAGCCAGGCUACAGUCAGAUGAUCCCUCCCAUGCUGUGGGCUUGCGGAGACAACACCAUGAUGGAGAUGAUUGAGAAGAAGCGCAGCCUGUGUCGGGAGAUCAAGGCCCGCCGGGGGCCAGCAGACAACAACCUGUGUAAGCAGGACAGCAUGCCCAUCUUGCACAGCUGGAGGAAGAGCAGCAAUGGGACCAAGAAGUAUGGCGGCCCUCCCCCUUACUCCACACAGACCACCGUCUUCUGGGACACGGCUAUCUGACAGGAGUGAUCCACCCUGUCCUGGGCCUUGUAACGGGCCUUGUUCAAAUGGAAGAACCAGGACUUGACCGGUAUGUCCAGGACUACCUGGACUUGACUAGUAAGAAACACAUUUUGUUUUCCGUUGCAAAACAUUUUAAAACGUUUCUGUUGCGUGCCCUAAUGAACACAACCCUGUCAUCAGACUCCUCCCCCUUCCUUUCACAAGCCAGAGAUGGGUUUUGAGCUGGUGACCAAUCAGAGCACAGGGAGACAAGAGUUUCCCCCCCACCUCUCUGUUGUAGCAAUUCAAAUAUCUGGUAUAUUUCCCUGGUUUGGUAUUGCUAAUUUAUAUUUUAAAAAAUGGUACCUCAGUAAUUGUCUUAAUAUUGAAUAUGCUUAGUACAAUUAUAUAUUUUCUAAAGAUUAAAAAAUAUAAAAUAAUUUGGAAAUUUUAGUCUACAGUUGUUAAAUGGUUUUUCAAACCUUGUCUUGGAUAUUUAUGUUGCAAAGACACUUGUCUGUGCGUUGGAGAAAAAAAUAUGUUGCCAAUACGUUGAGCCAAUUUAGUAAGAACACUAUGGUUUUUUAUACAAAAAAAUCGAAAGGAUAAAUGUUCUUAUAACGAUGAAAAAAGCACUAAUUUUAAAUUGAAUAUAUUUUGGCAUCUUGAAUUUAGAUGUUGUUGUAUUGGAAUGCUGUUGUGAACCAUUUGAAUGAUCCACAAUGUAGGUUUGGCUUGCUCCACUGCCCUGACAAUCACUAUUACCAUGUCCCAAUACUUAGGGCAAAUCUGCCAUAUCAUAUAGGGCCAGGACCAAAAGUAAUAUGGUAGCACCUUGGGGCAAAUCAUAUCAAAUCAGUGGUCGGACAAAGAGACAAGGUAACAAUUUACUUGACACCCAGCGUCAUAACACGUUAUGACAUGGUCUUAACAUGUCAUAUGUCAUAACAACUGACGUAACCUGUCAUAACCUGUCAUAAUAUAGUCAUAACACUAUCAUGACACAUAUUUUUUGUUGUGACAUUUAUUGCAUUAUUUUAUGGCUGGUUAUGACACCUACAUAAGUGUCAAACCCACAAAACCCACCACACAAGGCAAAACAUUCCAUUACACCGUAGCCUACUUGUCAACAGUAUAUUUAUGUUAUAUAACAUUUUCUGACAUUGAACAUAUUCAAUUAUUAUUGUAAUUGCGCACAAAUUAUUGUCAGACAUUCACCUACCCCAAUGCUCUGUUGCUGAUGACUGAGAUGAAUGCAGGAGAAGAUAUCAGGAGCAGGACAAGACAACUUCUUUACGACUGAUUACUGACAUAAGGGCAUAUAUGGCUUAUAUGAUUAUGAUGGUCAUAAUACCUCUUGACAGUGUCAUAAAGUAUAUUUUCUUAAUCCAAGUAAAAUGACACAGGAAGGUCAUAAUGCUUCAUGACAGUGUCAUAAAGUGUAUUUUCUGCAAGUGAUUUAAAAUAUGAUGAAAAACAACAUGACUGUAAAUAAUGAAUUACGACAACAACAAAGCACUUAUUAAGAAACAAUCUUUCAAAUGAAAGGAACCUUGUUGGUUCCGAAAAAUGUCAUUUUAAUCCAAAGAGACGUGAAGGAGAAGCUCGUCGGAUGUUGAUCUCUUCUCGGCUUUUUGUUUUUAAAUAAAUGUGGGUUUUGACCGUCUUAUGUAUGUCAUAAAAUAAUGCAAUAUAUGUCACGUUUGUAAAUAUAUGGGUAAUGACAGUGUUAUGACCAUAUUAUGACAGGUUAUGACAAGUUAUAUCAGCUAUUAUGGCAUAUUAUGACAUGGUCAUGACCGUGUCAUAAAGUAUUAUGAAGCUGCGUGUCAAGUAAAGUGUUACCGGGACAAGAAUAUAGGAGACAAGGAGAUAGGACGGAAGGAUGCCAUUUAUUAAGAGUGUUGGGACAAGAUGGUUUGUACAGUACCCAACAUAAUCUUUUCACACGACUGAGUCCAGCCAAACUUCACUGCCCUGGCUUGCCCUGGUUACACAUCAACCAUAGUUGCUGGAACUGAGCUGGAAAGAACAAUGUGAAAACAAAAUGUUGACACUAGCAACUACGGUUCGGGUCUACACAAAAGUGCUUAAAAAGUACAAGAGAUUAUAAGAGAGUCAGUGACCCAUAUCACCGUGCCAGAAUAGUGACUGACCGGGCAGUGGAAGACUCGGCCAUAGGGAUGGAGAUACUGUCAUGGUGUAUUUAAUAAAGGCAGUUAAGAUUAUCCACCUAUUCAGACAGGAACUAAGCUUGAAUUAAAAUUAUGUCUUAUCUGAGUCUGGGGGUAUUUCUCUUGCCUCCAAAUGAAAACAAUUAUAGUGAGUUUGAACUUUCUAGUUCAAACACGUUUGAGUUCUGCACAUGUUAUAUAGUUCUACACAUGUUAAAUAUUUCCAAAUCGAGUUGUAUCAAAAUAAUGUGAGGAGACAUGAUUAUUGUUUAUAAAUGACCACACAUCAUACCAUAACAUAUAUACACACACCAGGAGCCUAUUCAGGAGGAUGUAGCCUCCGGAGCUAAGGUGUCUCACAUUCUGUUUGAAAGCCUGGGGAAGUUCUCAUCAGAAAAGAUGAUCAAAAGUGGUGGAU